AUGACUGCUUCCGAUACAUCGUCUUGUCCGGACUGCCAUUCACGUACUGUACGUUGGCGGAACACUUUGUCCGGCUUGCUUUAUGCGAUAUUCUGUUUUCCAUGUGGGAUCUAUUGCUGUCUUAAACGACGACAACAGCACUGCUCACAGUGCGAUUGUGAUGUAAUCAAGUGCUCUCGUGGGGCGGCAGUGACCUCCCUCGGCUACUCUUACCGUGGAUACGACACGAUGGAGAAAAGGAAUACCGGCAUCAUUGGCCGUCGCCUACAGAAAUACCGCCUAUACGGGCAGUUCCCAUUCUUCGACCGGAAUUCCUGA
Molecule: messenger RNA, 318 nt
Organism: Cooperia oncophora
Lineage: Eukaryota; Metazoa; Nematoda; Chromadorea; Rhabditida; Trichostrongylidae
Source: the annotation of a GenBank genome assembly